Strigops habroptila (Kakapo) is the source of this 1737-nucleotide messenger RNA. It is a transcript of the gene MISO1, whose product is annotated as chromosome 8 C3orf33 homolog. Lineage: Eukaryota; Metazoa; Chordata; Aves; Psittaciformes; Psittacidae. The record is from RefSeq and is a predicted model, not a curated record.
AUGCGGCCCGCCCGCCGCAGGGCCCGCCCCGCGGCCGCUCCUGUCCCCGCCCCGGCGGCCCUGGCCAGCGGGCGGCGCUGCGGGGAGGCACCGUGCGGCCAUGGCGGAGCGGAGGAGCGGCGCGGGCCGAGGGCCUGGCCCGCUGUCCGAGUGGGGCAGACGCGCACCUUGGCCUGCUGCGUGGUGACGGGGCGGCGGGGCGCGGAGCCUGAGGCACUGGGAUGGCGUGUGGCCGGGGUGCUGGUGCUGGCCCGGAGCUUGCGCAUGACAACAAAGUUUUCAAGGGCUUUGGAUAUACCUGUGGAGUUUUGUAGAAAAAAUGUGAAAUUGCGGGGGAAAUUACAUCGCCAUAACGGAGAAGGCCUGGAAGUUGAACACAUUCCCAUUAGCAUUCCUUUUAUUACAGCAAUACAGAGAAAAUGGCAACCGAAAGGUCUUCUACUGGUAAGACUUGCUGGAGUGGAGUUGGCACCAAGUGGCAUGGCCUGGUUACAGCAAGAGUUAAAACCCCAACAGAUGAUGUGGUUCCAACUUCUGGGAAGGGAGGACUUGGCACUAGAGUGCCUUGUUUUAGUAAAUAAGGGUCGAUUUCUCAGCGUCUGCUUAAAUGAAGAGAUCUUGAGACAGGGGCUUGGCAGAACAGCACGUAUUAAAGGACUGCAUCACGAUUCCCGCCUGUACUGGAAACUUCACAAAAGACUCCUUCGAGCAGAGUUAAAGGCCUUGAAGAAUAAAGGAAUAUGGCAAGAAGAAAGUUACUCUGAAAGAAUUAGAGAUCGUAUAAACAACAAUAAAUUUGUACAAACAUUGAAGCAAUUUGUGAGCUGGUUAAGAGCUCUGUUUAAAGGUAAAAAGGAGACUUGUUUGGAGGAACACCAAGCUAUCUGUGUUACAUGCUUGAUGCUAAAGUGUAAGGUUAUGAAAAAAACAGUGCCAUAAUUUUGAGGGUCCCUGUCUUGAACAGAAAACCCACAGUUACUUAAUGCCAUUUUAUAACUCAUGUGGGAUUGAAAUUUAGUAGUAAUAUGCAGGUCACAAAUUAAAAUGUUCUGAAGCCGAACUUUUCUACAACAAUGUCCUAAAUUAGUUGUCCAGUUUUCCACCUGCUAAAUACCUACAAAUCUCUGUUAAUAAACUGGUGAAAGCAAUCAACAGCCCAGUUUUUAAAGAGGUGCAGAGUGUUUGUUCACAGUGUACGGCCUUAAAUGCUUCUCUGCUACAUAUCAUUGCUAUGUAGCCUGCACUGGUUAGAAAACCUGUCAGACCUUUACAAAGCUGUGGUGUUUACCACACAAGCAUUUUGUCUGAAUUUCUAUUCUUACACUACUUUGUGUAUCAUUUGUGUUUUAAAAAAUCUUUCAUCUUGAAUAAUGGGUUGCACUGUUACUGAUAUUAAAGGUAAUUUGUUAUGGCUGAUCCUAAACAUCUGAUAAGGUCAUAACAACUAAGGUGUCUUGGAAAAAAAAAAUCACUUGGUAUAUCAAGGAAUAUAAAUUAAUAUUUCAGUAGUCCAAAUAGAACACAACAUUCACUUGAAGAGGAAAAACCUAUGCUGUCUUUUCUGAUGGUUCCAUAAAUAUUUAAAAUCAGAUGCAAAUAGAAGUAACAUGAAGUUUGAAAAGAUGGACCAUACUGUGCUAAGAACUUAAAUUCUUGUUUUAUAUGGAAAUGCAUCUUAAAUAUAUGAGUGUAUUAUUUAUUUUGUAAAUAUUCUCAGAAUAAAAACUGAAUUUCUUA